Molecule: messenger RNA, 129 nt
Organism: Paraglomus brasilianum
Lineage: Eukaryota; Fungi; Glomeromycota; Glomeromycetes; Paraglomerales; Paraglomeraceae
Source: the annotation of a GenBank genome assembly
AUGGUGAAGAAUACUAAUAUAUCAGUAUCUAUUCCAUUUGGUGGAGUACCUGUUCUUCUUCUAGGAGAUUUAGCCCAAUUACCUCCAACACCAGUAUUUAAAGCUGCAAUAUGGAGAGAAUUUUCUCCU